AUGCUGCCCGGCCUCCUCUUCCUCCUGGGGCUGCCGCUCACCCUCGCAUCGACUUGUGCCCCACUCAUCCCAGUCACCUUCGACAACACCACCAUCCCUCGGCUCCUGGGACACUGGAUCUACAUCGCUGGUGCCUCCAGGUACCCACCUCACCUGGAGGAGCUGAGGGCCCUGAAGCACGCGGCUUUCUCCUUCUCUCCCAGCAGCCACGAGGACGAGCUCAGUGUCAUUGAAGUCAUGCGGCUGAAUGAGACCUGCCUGGAGAGGAACACCAGCAAGGUCCUGGUCUUCUGGGAAAACUCCACCUUGGCGCAUGUGGAUGACCAAGUGUUUGCCACUGCUGAACUGAUCCAAAGCGAUGAGGACCUGCUGAUCCUUAAACAUCUCAAUGACGACUUCCCAAGUCUGAGCCUCUCAGCACGGACACCCAACGUGAGCAAGGAGCAGCUGGAGGAGUUCAGAUCCCACCUGCACUGCCUGGGCUUCACCGAGGAGGACAUCUUCAUGACCUCUGAGAAGGAUGCCUGUCCCCUGCCCUGGGAGAAGAAGGCUGAAGGAGAUCCAGAGCCACAGCUGAAAUAA
Messenger RNA from Melopsittacus undulatus (budgerigar), 582 nucleotides. Its product is annotated as alpha-1-acid glycoprotein 1. Bases 1 to 582 code for a protein of 193 amino acids. The record is from RefSeq and is a predicted model, not a curated record. NCBI's taxonomy places the organism in Eukaryota, Metazoa, Chordata, Aves, Psittaciformes, Psittaculidae. The transcript has 6 exons.